Pocillopora meandrina is the source of this 596-nucleotide messenger RNA. NCBI's taxonomy places the organism in Eukaryota, Metazoa, Cnidaria, Anthozoa, Scleractinia, Pocilloporidae. The record is from the annotation of a GenBank genome assembly.
AUUGCAGAGAAAGUGGAAAAGUCGAAGAAAAGACUUAAAGAUCCCAUGGGCAAACAAAGAAGUCGUAUUACCAAAUUUAUUGCUCAAAACAAGUUGAGACAAGAAUUUGUUCCUCUGUUGGGGGGAAGUAUGUUGAUUUACUCAAGGCGGAGCCUCUACAAAACACUUCUUUCGCUUCUCGCUGAACCACAAAAGAAAGACCUUGUGUAGUCUCCCACACUUGACGUUUCAGGCACUUCAAAACUGCAAGCAGAAGGGAACUGUCUGGAAGAUCAGAGACUGUUGUUGCUUCCUUGAGGUGAGUCUGGUUUGUGUCCUGCAUUGCAACAGAGAGUGCAGCUGAAAACCAGUUCUGCCAAGCAUUGGUUGUGUAUUACAUUCUCAUAUGGAUUCACGUGGCUUGAAUCAAAGUACUUUUGUUGGCAUUUUGCCACUUUUAUAAAGGAACUUCUGAAUAUCAACUCUCUUUCAAAGGGGUCAGUUGUGAAACUUCACACUUUGGCAUUUGUUGUAGUAAAUUCAGAGAUGCAGUUUCUAUUUACUCAAGAGUUGAGGUGCGCAUUGAGCAAGUGGAAAAGCUAAAGACCUCAUGCCAA